Aegilops tauschii subsp. strangulata is the source of this 2356-nucleotide messenger RNA. RefSeq lists its product as uncharacterized. Lineage: Eukaryota; Viridiplantae; Streptophyta; Magnoliopsida; Poales; Poaceae. The record is from RefSeq and is a predicted model, not a curated record. Gene Ontology annotation, biological process: activation of GTPase activity; nucleocytoplasmic transport. Gene Ontology annotation, cellular component: cytosol; perinuclear region of cytoplasm; nucleus. Gene Ontology annotation, molecular function: small GTPase binding; GTPase activator activity.
GAGACCGGGUAAAAUUCGAAACCUGACCCGGCGUAAUCCACAACCUUACCCUCUCCUGCCCCGGAAAGAAAAGCUCUCUCCCCUCCCAAAACCCCGUCCACAUCUCCGGCGGACACCAUCCGCAUCCAAUGGAGUCCUCCCUCCUCCUCUCCUCCGCCCGCCCCCUCAAGCCCUCCCUCGUCGCGCCCUCCUCCUGCUCCUCCCAUCGGCGCUGCGCCUCCUCCGGCCCGAAGCUUCUGCCUCGGCGCCUCCCCUCCCUGCCGCCGCGCGCCCGCCGGUGGAGCGUGGCGCCGCGGGCUGCGCCCGAGGCGUUCGACGGAAUUCACAGCCAGGACAAGCUCCCCGGGGUCGGACGCGGGGGCGCGCGCCGGAGAGCCUACCGCGAGGAGCAAGGGGAGCCCGUCGUGCGCCCCUUGGGUGCGGGAGCGGGGGGCAUCACUCGCUACAUCGUCCCGGCUGGGGCGUUGCUCGCGCUGAGCUUUGUCAUUUGGAAGGUGGUUGAGAAUUUCCUCCCCCUAAAGAGAAAGGAUCAGAAUUCUGGAGAACCUACGUCUUCUGGGGUCACAUGGUCCUUUGCUGCCGGCUCCAAUUUGUCAACAUCUACAAGCAUUAAAGCCCAAAAGGAGUCGAAGAAAAAUCUAAACAAGUUUUAUAAGGAACUUCGGACACUGAAAACCGUUAACAUGGCAGGCCGUCAAUUCGGGGAUGAGGGACUAUUCUUUCUAGCAGAAAGCUUAGCCUAUAACAAGAGUGCUGAAGAGGUGGACUUUUCGGGUAAUGCGAUAACAGCUGCGGGAAUAGAAGCUUUCGAUGGCAUUCUCCAGAUAAACACAGCUUUGAAGACUCUCAAUUUAUCUGGAAAUAUCAUUGGAGAUGAAGGAGCUAAGUGUCUUUCAGAUAUAUUGAUCGAAAACGUAGGUAUUCAGAAGCUCUUCCUGAACAGUACAAAUAUCGGAGAUGAGGGGGCAAAAGCAAUUUCAGAUCUGCUGAAAAAGAACAAAACAAUACGUAUUGUACAGCUUAGCAACAAUACAAUAGAAUACAGUGGUUUUGCAAGUAUUGCAGAUGCACUUCUUGAGAAUAAUACGCUACGGAGUUUGUAUCUCAAUGGCAACUAUGGUGGUCCUCUCGGUGCAUCCAGCCUAGCAAAAGGAGUUGUAGGGAACAAAUCUCUCAGGGAACUUCAUUUACAUGGUAAUGGAUUUGGGAACGAGGGAUUACGGGUGUUGAUGUCUGCAUUAUCUGCUCACAAAGGGAAGAUAACAGUCUUGGAUAUUGGUAACAACAACAUUACAUCAGAAGGUUCUCUCUAUGUAGCUGAGUUCAUCAAAGUGACAAAGUCUCUACGGUGGCUCAGCCUGUACAUGGAUGAUGUUGGUGACGAGGGAGCUGAAAAGGUGGCAGAUGCUCUGAAACAGAACAAAACAAUUUCUACUAUGGACUUUGGUGGUAAUAACAUUCACUCUAGAGGGGUAACUGCAAUAGCUGAAACUCUGAAGGAGAAUGAAGUGCUGACAACACUGGAGUUGAGUUAUAAUCCAAUUGGACCAGAGGGUGUAAAGGCUUUGUGCGAUGUUCUCAAGUUCAACGGCAAACUCCAAACCCUUAAGCUUGGUUGGUGCCAGAUAGGUGUGUCAGGUGCAGAGUUCGUUGCUGAUUGUUUGAAGUAUAACACAACAUUGUCGACAUUGGAUUUGCGGGCAAAUGGACUUGGAGAUGAUGGUGCUAUCUGCUUGGCGCGAAGUUUGAAGAUAAUCAAUGAAUCCUUGAAAUCACUUGACCUUGGAUUUAAUGAAAUUAGAGAUGAUGGAGCAUUUGCAUUGGCACAAGCACUCAAGGCCAAUGAGGAUCUUGCGGUCACAUCAUUAAUGCUCGCUAACAACUUCUUUGGGAAAUUUGGACAGGUUGCUCUGACCGAGGCACGGGAUCAUGUAUACGAGAUGAGUGGAAAGGAAAUAGACAUUUAUUAUUAGUACAAAUGGUUUCUCAUUGCACUGUAGCUGCUAUCCGAUGGUUCAGCUUGUCGGUGGAUGUUUCUGCAUAGUUGACUAUGUAAUUGAGGCUUUUGGGCAUUACUCAAGUAGAUCAAAGGAAAUGGGGGAAGAGCAUGGUUUAUGCUUUGCUAUACAAAUUUUGGUAAACUACUUGACUGUAGUUUAAUCAUUCAGCUGUAUAUAUGCAAAUUUUCAGAGGCACUUGCCAUUCUUAUAUUGGUUGUAAUGGACCAUAUCCUUCAUUUCAGGUAUGGAUUUGGCUAAUUAGUGACGACUUUUGCCAGCUUUUUUUCUUUAGUCUGGUUGUCAUUUGUCAUACAUAUAUAACUUAUUUAUUUUUGAAUAAUACGAUCACUACAUAA